Molecule: messenger RNA, 3487 nt
Organism: Anthonomus grandis grandis
Lineage: Eukaryota; Metazoa; Arthropoda; Insecta; Coleoptera; Curculionidae
Exons: 2
Coding region: 47-1132 (361 amino acids)
Source: RefSeq, a predicted model, not a curated record
UUCGCUUGUCCUUGAUAUAAUUACAACAAUGUAGUAUCCGUGAAUCAUGUUUCUCGGCACGACGUUCAGAGCAAAAAAUGUUUAUUUUGCAUUAUUGUUGGCCUGCCUUAUCGCUGGGAAUUCAUUCCGUUUUGUCGUGUUCGAGGUACGCGUCGAAAUUCUUUUUGACUUAAAAAUGCCUAAACGUAAAAUAAGUGAGGAAAAAAAGUGUGAAGUGAGGAAACUUAACAAAAAACUCAAGAAAAUACAGGAUAAGCUACGACUACUGGAUUCAAGCGAUUCGUCUUUUACGUCAUCUAGCGAAUCUUCAGGUUCGUCUUCGGACGUAGAACCCAAUAAUGAAGAAAUCCAGAUCAUACCUCAAACGGAGACAGCACCAGAACAGAUUGAAGUAGAUUUUGACUUCUUUGGCAGCAAGCCGCUGGACGAGGCACAAAUCGGUGUAGCAAUACACAACGAGAUUGCAGUACGCUGGAGUGCAGUGCUACAAUCGGGGUUAACCAGUGCACAAAGAAGUGACAUUACAGAAAAAUACAAAAUUCCCGAAAAUUGUCUACAAUUGCUACCUCCAAAAACAAAUGAUGAAAUACAACCAUGUCUUCCCGAUGGGGUUCUUAAACAUGACAAAUUCGUUACAGCGUUGCAGUUACAGCUAGCUCACGGCCUCUCAGCCAUCGCAACAAUAAUAAACAAAAAUUUGCCAGUCGCAGAACAGGCUAACGACACAAAAGUUUUGGGGGAAGCAUGUCAAAUUUUUGCAAAUGUCCAUAAUGCGCUUUCAAUUCAUAGAAAGUACAAAAUUUUGCCGCAUUUACAUCCUGAUUGUGCUAAAGUGGCCAAAAACAUAAAAAUGGAUAACAACCUGUUUGGAAAAGAUUUUCAUGAAGUUUUCAAAAACGACCAAGCUCUAAAAAAAUCAAGUGCUGUCUUGAAGAAGAGAGCCUCAACUGCCAUGACUGCGACCGCUGGAACUUCUGGACUUCAGCAGAAAUACCGUCAGUCUUUAAACUACCAGCGCCCCCAAUACAAAGGGAAAUUCAAAGAAGGAGUGAGGAGAGAGGAGAGGCUGCCGAGGGAAAGAAGCAAAUGGAACCAGCGCAAGGAACAACAGUACCAUCAACGCAGGAAGUAGGCGGUUCGAAUAAGGUAACUAAAUAUGCAGGCCGAUUAAAUAAAUUUUCACAAGCGUGGAAAAAUAUUACCCAAAACAAAGUAGUCUUAAACUGGGUUCAGGGAAUAAAUCUCCCCUUUCAUUCAAAGCCUAAACAACUGCGGGAGCCUAAAAAUUACAUAGAAAAGGGUCAAAUUAAAGAUUAUGAGAGUUCUAUAAAAAACCUAAUAAAAAUUGGGGCUAUUUCAAAAUGUCUCCCAACAAAAAAUCAAUAUUUAUCGCCUUAUUUUAUAAGAAAAAAACCAAAUGGAGAAAAUAGGUUUAUAUUAAAUUUGAAAAAACUUAACAACUAUAUGGAAGCUCCGCAUUUCAAAUUAGAAGACCAUAGAACAGUGUUAAGACUGUUGCACCAUAAUAAUUAUUUAGCAAAAAUUGACCUCAAGGACGCUUAUUUUUUACUGUCAAUGCAGAAAAAAUAUCGAAAAUACCUAAGAUUUAAAUUCAGGAAUGUCAUGUAUGAGUUUAACUCACUUCCAUUUGGUUUAAGCGUAGCGCCAUUCAUUUUCACCAAAAUAAUGAAGCAAGUUGCAGGAUUUCUAAGGAAAUUAAAUAUUCUAUUAAUUUUCUAUCUUGAUGAUAUUUUACUUCUGGCAGAUAGUAAGUCACAAUGUAUAAAAAAUAUAAAAACUACAACACAAUUGCUAGAAAACUUAGGUUUUAUAAUCAAUAUUAACAAAAGCGUAUUACAGCCACAACAGACAAUUAACUUUCUUGGGUUUUCUUUUAAUUCAGCAAGCUUAAAAAUUUCAUUACCAGAAAAAAAAAUAUAUUCAAUAAAACAAAAAAUUAAGCAAUUUAAAAGGAAAAACCAAUGCACUGUAAGAGUUUUUGCACAGUUAUUAGAGAAAUUAGUAGCGUCAUGUCCAGCAACAAAAUACGGGUUUGCUCAUUUAAAAAUUUUGGAAAUAAUUAAGCACUCAGCUAUUCGAAGUGAUUAUCAAAAUUACAAUAAGAAAAUGGAAAUUUGCGACUCAAUAAGAAAUGAAUUAUCAUGGUGGGAAAAUAAUAUAGGGAAAGGCCAAGAUAUAAAACCACAUCAAUUUAAAUUAGAAAUCUUUUCAGAUGCUUCACCUACAGGUUGGGGUGCCUUCUGUGGAAAAAAUACUUUUCAUGGGUUUUGGGACAAAAAUGAAUCUCAAAUGCACAUAAAUUACUUAGAAAUAAAAGCGGCAUAUUAUGCACUAAGUUCAUUAACGAAAAAUAAAACUAACAUACGGAUCUUACUGAGAAUUGAUAAUCAAACCGCUAUUUCUUGCAUAAAUCGAGGGGGUAGUGUCAGAUUUCACCAUCUGAAUGAUGCUACAAGACUUAUCUGGGAAUGGUGUGAAAACAAAAACAUAUCAAUAUUUGCAAGUUACAUUACGUCAUCAGAAAAUUUUAAAGCGGACAAAGAAUCUAGAUCGUUAUCGAUCGACACGGAGUAUCAAUUAAAUCUUUACGCUUUUACGAAAAUUAUUCAAAAUUUCGGGGAACCAGAAAUAGAUUUAUUUGCCUCAAGAAUUAAUAAUAAAUGUAAAAAAUAUAUAUCUUGGUUUCCCGAUCCAAGCUCAUUUUCAGUCGAUGCAUUCACAAUUUCAUGGACCGCAUGUUAUUUUUACGCUUUUCCGCCUUUUUCGUGCAUUCCUCGAGUCUUAGAAAAAAUUAUUGAGGAAAAAGCACUAGGUAUAAUGGUUGUACCAAAUUGGCCCUCGCAACCCUGGUUUCCUAUCUUCCAAAAACUUUUAACUGAAGAUCCGAUAUAUUUUAAACCUAAUCCUAGCCUCCUUUUAUCUCCUUUUAGGACCAGCCAUCCGCUAUGCAAGGAACUUUCCCUGGUGGCAGGGAAAUUGUCAGGAUCGCUUAUCAAAUAAAAGGAAUUCCGGCGACAGCGAUACCAACAAUGAUCAAUUCCUUAUCAGAAGGCACCUUAAAGCAAUAUUCCAAUUGUUUUAAAAAAUACUGGGAGUUUUGCAAUGAAAGGCAAUAUAUAAACCCAUUUAUUUACAGUAUAGGUAGAUAUUUAGAAUUCUUAGAACAUGCAUUAAAUAAAGGAAUGUCUUAUUCUGUCAUUAAUUCUUAUAGGUCGGCUUUAAAUCUUAUAUUUUCGCCGAAAGAACAAGACUUAAAAUGCAUUAAUAGGUUUCUCAAGGGUGUAGCAAAUAUAAGACCGCCGGAGCCGAAAUAUUCGUACAUCUGGAAUCCGGAUUCGGUACUAGCAGUUUUGAAAACGUGGUACCCAUUAAAUUCCUUGAAUAUCGAAAAACUAACCUAUAAACUUACUUUUCUAAUGGCAAUUGCAUCCGCCAGUAGAGUACAAACUUUAACUAAAAUAAAAAU